This is a messenger RNA of Glycine soja, 1543 nucleotides long. Its product is annotated as polyadenylate-binding protein RBP47B'-like. The record is from RefSeq and is a predicted model, not a curated record. The transcript has 7 exons. NCBI's taxonomy places the organism in Eukaryota, Viridiplantae, Streptophyta, Magnoliopsida, Fabales, Fabaceae. Gene Ontology annotation, cellular component: cytosol. The coding region runs from base 67 to 1272 and encodes 401 amino acids. Gene Ontology annotation, molecular function: mRNA binding.
AUCUCACACCAACAACACUAAAUAAAAAAAAAGGAGGCUGAAGCAUAAUCAGCGCGGCGGUGUAAGAUGGUAGCAACGGCGAUCGAGGAAGUGCGAACCCUCUGGAUUGGCGAUUUACAGUACUGGGUCGACGAGUCCUACCUCUCUCAGUGCUUCGCCCACAGCGGCGAAGUGGUUUCCAUCAAAAUCAUCCGCAACAAGCUGACGGGCCAGCCCGAGGGCUACGGCUUCGUCGAGUUCGUCUCGCACGCCUCGGCCGAAGCCUUUCUCCGAACCUUCAACGGGGCCCAAAUGCCCGGCACGGACCAGACCUUCAGGCUCAAUUGGGCCUCGUUCGGGGACUCCGGGCCCGACCACUCCAUCUUCGUCGGCGAUCUCGCCCCCGACGUCACCGAUUUCAUCCUCCAGGAGACUUUCCGGGCCCAUUAUCCCUCCGUUAAAGGGUCCAAAGUCGUCACCGACCCCGCCACGGGCCGCUCCAAGGGCUAUGGGUUUGUUAAGUUCGCCGAUGAGGCCCAGAGGAACCGCGCCAUGACUGAAAUGAACGGCGUUUAUUGCUCCACGCGACCAAUGCGUAUCAGCGCGGCUACUCCUAAGAAGAAUGCUUCUUUUCAACACCAAUAUGCUCCACCUAAAGCAAUGUAUCAAUUUCCUGCAUACACUGCUCCAGUGAGUACUGUUGCGCCGGAGAAUGAUGUGAAUAAUACCACUGUUUGUAUUGGUAAUUUGGAUCUUAAUGUGACGGAGGAGGAGCUUAAGCAAGCCUUUGUGCAAUUUGGUGAUAUUGUGUUGGUCAAAAUUUAUGCGGGCAAAGGAUAUGGUUAUGUUCAAUUUGGAACUAGAGCGUCUGCUGAAGAUGCCAUUCAGAGGAUGCAAGGGAAGGUAAUAGGUCAGCAAGUGAUCCAAAUUUCUUGGGGCAGUACCUUGACAGCUAGACAGGAUGUACCCGGUGGCUGGGGUGCACAGAUGGAUCCAAGUCAAUGGAGUGCUUACUACGGAUAUGGACAGGGUUAUGAAUCAUAUGCUUAUGGUGCUACUCAUGAUCCCUCCUUGUAUGCUUAUGGUGCAUAUGCCGGUUAUGCACAAUACCCUCAGAAUGUUGAAGGUGCUCAAGACAUGUCAGCAGUGUCUAUGCCUAUGGAGGAAUUGUAUGACCCCCUGGCAAUGCCUGAUGUCGAUAAAUUAAAUGCUGCAUAUCUUUCAAUACACGGAAGUUCCAUUUUAGGGCGGUCCCUUUGGCAGAGAACUUCACAAUCUUUACAGCAAGCCUAGGAUCUAUAUGUAUUGUCAGGUCAAUUUUAGGCAUUAAGGCUUCAAAAUAUGGCUGUCUUACAAUUUUGCGUUUGUUUCAACAUGAGUGGAAGAGCAUGUUAAUUAGAUCAAUGGUAGUAUUUUAUGAUGUAAUACUGAAUAUCAAUGAUUUUAUUUUAGUUUAGGAUUUGAGUUUUAAUAGUAAUCUUGUAUUAAAAUUUAGAUAUGAUGUCAUAAGGAUAUUGUGUCGUAAUUUUCAGAAUUUGUUGUAAUGUAGGCUCUUUUUCCUAUC